Drosophila ananassae is the source of this 369-nucleotide messenger RNA. RefSeq lists its product as uncharacterized. The coding region runs from base 1 to 369 and encodes 122 amino acids. The record is from RefSeq and is a predicted model, not a curated record. The transcript has a single exon. Lineage: Eukaryota; Metazoa; Arthropoda; Insecta; Diptera; Drosophilidae.
AUGGCCUCCCCAUUUGUAAUACCACCAGUCGACAUUCCAAAAUUUGACGGAGAUUAUUUAAAGUGGCCACGAUUUUGCGACAUCUUUACGGAACUAGUACACAAUCAAGAGUAUAGCGAUGCUGUAAAAUUCCGGUACCCGGAGAAUCACGUGAUUGGAGAGGCCAAGAAUCUAAUCUCCACAACAUUUGGAGGACACGCCAGAUAUCAAGAGACCUGGCAGCGACUAAAGGCACGAUAUCAGAAUGAAAGAAUCCUCAUCAAAUCAACACUUGCAACCUUGUUUGCCCAUCCAAAAACAAGUCAGCAGAUCAACUACGCAACUUACAUGAUGCAGUGCUUAGAACGAUUACCGCCCUUCACGCCCUGA